Molecule: messenger RNA, 2495 nt
Organism: Cynoglossus semilaevis (tongue sole)
Lineage: Eukaryota; Metazoa; Chordata; Actinopteri; Pleuronectiformes; Cynoglossidae
Gene: slc25a45
Product: solute carrier family 25 member 45
Exons: 7
Coding region: 863-1705 (280 amino acids)
Biological process (GO): transmembrane transport
Cellular component (GO): mitochondrion
Molecular function (GO): transmembrane transporter activity
Source: RefSeq, a predicted model, not a curated record
AGUCCAACUACAGUCGUAGUAGUUGGAAAAGAUCAUAUUUCCUAUCGUUAAAGUCACAGGACAUUAGUUGACUUGGACUACAUUUUUGGGCCACAUCUGUGCUGCAGUGCAGUAAAAAAACUCAGGACCCUCUCUCUAACCCCCACCCUCCUCUUAUUUCUCCCCUGUCCCUUCCCUUGGUAACUUGUUCAUGGUUAAAGGUUAACCCGAUCUAACCACUUCUUCCGUCUGGAUUCUCUUGCUUGGAUCGGUUCCUGUCUCAGCUGACACGUGUAUGGAUUCUACAGCUCGGUUCUGUUUUCGCUACAGUAUUUACUCUCACUAAAAUGGGCCGAAUUCUCGGGAUUCGAACUUUGUCGGACGCGAAAACGUGUGAUUUUGACGUUAUUACGUUAAAUAACGUCGUCAGCCUUAUCUACUCCGAUGAGGACAUAAUCAGAUCGUUUUGCUUGGUUUUACUAUGAGAAAAAAUGGAUAAAACAGGCAGAGGGUGGAAAAUGCUGAUUAAUAGAUAAUAAAUGGGUCGGAGGUCCAGAGAUUCUUAUUCACGGACUAAGGCGGUGUGUGUACAAACUACAUAAAUACUGUAUUUAUAGGGUCAGUCCUCCAGUUUAUUGGCUGUUUAAAGGUUUUUCGAUCAAUAAUUGAUCAAGAAAACUGUGCAGCAGCAGACCUGCAGCACUCGCAUAAAGUCUGACGCUGCAGUGUGCAACUUUUAUGCGUUUUGUUCUGUUUUGCUUCCUUUUUAUUAUUAUUUUUUUCUUACCGUAAUCAAACGACAUGAUCUGAGGAACUGGGUUGAGGACGUUUGAAACUAUAUGAUUAAAACCGUAGAUGAGUAGGUAAUGAAAUUGAAUCAAACAUGCCAUUUUUGGAAUUCUUUGCUGGGACUAUUUCAGGGGCGUUGGGAGUAGCGGUUGGAUAUCCAUUAGACACUGUGAAGGUUCGACUUCAGACACAGUCCGUGUAUAAAGGAAUAUUUCACUGUGUGGCUAAAACCUACCGUCAUGAAGGGUUCCACGGCUUCUUUAAAGGCAUGGCCUUUCCUGUGAUGACAACUGGUGUCAUCAACUCCAUUCUUUUUGGCUCUUACAGUUACGCCUUACAUUAUCUGACUCAAGGAUGGGACAAAAGCAAAAAAGCAUCCAAUGCACAAGUCUUGGCUGCUGGCUGUUUCUCAGGGUUAAUGCAGGUAUUUGCUAGUUUACCCACUGACCUGGUGAAGGUCCGCCUGCAGGGUCAAACAUCCUCUGAGAGAUACCGUGGACCGGUUCAUUGUGUUGCUGUAAUCCUGAAGGGCGAAGGAGUGCGUGGUCUGUAUAGAGGAGGCGUGCCCUACAUCCUGAGGGACGUCCCCUGCUUUGGACUCUACUUCCUGCCGUAUGAGUUCACGAGAAAAGCUCUGACGGCCACUGGCAAAGAUUCAGAUACUUUCGCAGUGCUAGUGGCUGGUGGCGUGGCGGGCGUGACGAGCUGGUGUCUGGCCACACCUAUGGACGUCAUAAAAUCCAGACUUCAAAUGUCAGGGGCAGGUGGGCCGGAGUACAGAGGAUUCCUCCACUGCAUUAGAGUGAGUGUGAGAGAGGAGGGAGUGAGGGUGCUCUUCAAAGGACUGCUGCUGAACAGUCUGAGGGCCUUCCCCGUCAACGCCGUCACAUUCCUGAGCUACGAGAGUCUGAUGAAGUUCUUCUCUGUCCACCUGUGAGGCCAGGUCAGAGCUGCUCCACACCUGGACUUGUGUUCUUUUGGUUUAGACCCAAACCAUUGGUAGGUUAUAGGCUCAAACACCCAAACAUUUAAAUCUCAGUUCAAAUAUUUACUUUAUGCACUACAAUUUAAGACAAUUACAACUACAUCCUUGCCUCAAUUAAUCUUCAAUAUUAAUUAAUUAAUAAAAGGAGUACAUCAACAGGGGGUAGAGUUUGGUGUAAAUGAACAUCAUUCUGUCCACUGAAGGUGGCCCAUUGAAAACAACAAUGGGUUACAAUGUAUUGUUCUGUACUGUUUAUAUUUUGAAGACUUUUGUACAUGAUCUACCUUUAGUGUUACAGGUUGAUUUCACUGAGUGCAGAUGUUUUCUACGUUUAAUUCUUUGUGGGUCAAAUGGACACGCUUUUGUGGAAACAAAGACAUUUUAGCUGGAGUUUCUGGUAUAUAGGUCUGGGUUAUCACUUAUUUACAUGGAGUUACAAUCACAAUAAUCCACCAUCAUGAAUUCAAGAAGACUGUCUGACUACUGACCUCCUUAACACUUACUACAUGUACAGAAAAGUACUUGAGUAUGUUGAGUAUGUUAUUUUCUGCCGUGUUCAGCUGUACUUGUUUAUCUACAUGUUAUGUAUGUUAUGUUAAACUGAGGAUUAACUUGUGAAAAAUGUUUAAAUUAUGAGUCAUAAUGCUUAUAUGAGAUUCAAAAACCAUAAAGAGAUAUAGACGUUGCUUGAGGUAGAAUCUGAACUUGUCAUAAACAAAAUAAAUGAAAGCUUGGAUCAAAU